AUACGACUGACCAGUAGUUUUGGUCACUGAUGCCAUCCAUGUGUUGAGUCACCAUGAUUUUGUCAUGAUAAUUAACCAAAACUUAUGUUUGGACAGUAACAGUCGUGGUGAUUUGAACAGCUAUUGGUAGUUGUAUGAAACCACGUCUGUGACUGGAUACUAUCUUACUUUAACCUGGCUCUUGUUUGAACAUUCGAUCCGCAAUGCCAUUUGUGUCGCGGCUGCGUCAGUGGGUGGCGGACUACACCACUCCUUACCGCACACACGAGAAGGAUCAGCAGAGUGUCGUGUGUGAUUCGCUUAUGACAGAACUUGACUUCCGAAUCAAGGAGCUGGAAGAGUACUACAUGGCGCGUGACCGGGAGGAGAAACAACAAAGCGCAAGCGCUGUCGAUUACAGCUGGCUGGCAUCAACGCCCUCUCCCAAAACAUUUGAAAUUCCUCAGCUGGAAAGAUUAGAACUCGAGGAACUGUGCUACAAAGUCAAGGCCUCUGAGUGCAGCCGAAUCAUCGGCACUUUCCGUGAUGCAUUAGUCGCUGAGCCACCUGUGGACAAACUUCCACGGAUUUUGCGAUCGGCGGUCAUCCAGGUCAUAGAGGAGCGCCCCAAAGAGGAGACGCUGACCGACUGGGUGACCAAAAGGACUGCCAGUUUGACCAGUCUGCGUAUGAGCGUACGGCCAAACCCCAAAGUGACCCCACUGGACGAUGAGCAGUAUGAUGAUAUGGAAAAGCAGGGCACCCAGUUACAAACCAUGGGGCCAAGCAGCCAGACUUUCUUAACAGUUUUUCACGGAAACGAAAACGAAGAAACAUCAAUAGAAAUCUGAAAUUGCAACUAGUGUCAGUGAAAAUUAUAACAUUGCAUGUAUGUAUUGGCUUACAUAUGAAAAGUAUUGUAUAACGCUGUUCCUCAGAAAUGUGAACAAAUGAAAGCCUCAUUUGGAAACAAAUAAAAAUGGCUAUUGAUGGUUCUGAAAUGAUAUGUGAAGGAAUAUUCAUAAUACAGGAUUAACUUGCUUUGCAUUGUUAUCUGCCGUUUUAAUUCAAAAAUGUCAACAUUGCAUGAAAGAGUUUAGAGUAUGGAAAGCAUGUACAUAAUCAGGGGCCAUUUUUACAACGCUUUGUAAAUCAGUUUAUCAAAACUUUUCUCGUAAAUCACAUCGCCUUAUGGACUACAACCUAGGCAAUGUCUUCUACAAAAAAAGUUACGAGAAAUAUGUCUUACGAACAUUUGUGAAAGCAGCCCCUGACUAGCAUACUGAAACAGAAUGCCUGAAGCAGUGUAUGGUUUUGUGAAAAUUGUUUUAUCCAGGGACAAGGUGUGUAUGUAGAUAGAUCAUUAAACAUGCUUCCUGAUGUUAUGCUCACUCGCACAUGACACACACUGCCAUUGCCCAUUUCCAGUUAGAUUCAUUGCUAGCUGACAUACGACUUCAUGUAGUAGGUAGAAAACAUGUCAUGCAGACAACCGGUCUAAAGUCAGCCGAUUUAAGUGCACUUUCUAGAAGUUGAUAUUUGUAUGGUUGAAACUAUCCUAGAGGUACAUGUAUGUGUAUUGUAGCAAUUAACCAGUACUGAUGAGGUCUAAACAUUCUAAAAUGCACUGGAAGACGAAUCUUUGAUUAUGACAUGUUCAAACAAAAUCACUCCAAGAUUAAUUCACCUCCCAAUGUACAACAGAUGAGUAAGUUUAUAAUGGCCGCUUAUCAAAUCAAACUUUCAGCAAAUUCCAACCACUUGAAGGUGGUCAAAUCUACAGUAUUAAGCACAUAUAACUGACCGUCACUAUCAGCUAGGUACCAUCUGUGCACAGGGUAUAUAAAUCCUGAAUUGACUUCAUCAGCACAUGUAGAGAUGGCUCUAUUGUCUGAUGAGUUGCCCGCUGAGUUUGAUGACUGGUGUUUAGUGAAUUGAGUAUGUCAGAUUGUUCAACAAGUUAGAUUGGUCUGUUGUUCAGUGAGUUAGAAUUGGCUCUAGUGUUCACAGAGUUGGAUGACUGUUGUUCAGUGAGUUAGAACUGGCUCUCUUGUACAAUGAGCGAGAUGACUGUUGUCCUGUGAGCUAGAACUGAGUUUAUCAGAUUGUUCAACAAGUUAAGUUGUGCAGUACUGAGUUAGAAUUGGUUCUAGUGUUCAUGGAAUUGGAUGACUAUUGUGGGUCUACAGUAUUAAAGGUAAGGUUGACUCUAUUGUUCAAAGAGUUGGAUGACUGUUGUUCAGUGAGUUUAGCACAGGCUCUAUGUUCAAUGAGUUAGACUGCUCUGCUGUUCACUGAGCUCUUUAUGGUUCCAUAGAUUGCUGAGGAAGAUUGCUCCGCUGUUCAUUAAGCAAUAUCUAUGGUUCCAUAGAUUGCUGAGUUAGAUUGCCCUGCUGUUCACUGAGCUCUUUAUGGUUCCAUAGAUUGCUGAGUUAGAUUGCCCUGCUGUUCACUGAGCUCUUUAUGGUUCCAUAGAUUGCUGAAUUAGAUUGCCCUGUUGUUCACUGAGCUCUUUAUGGUUCCAUAGAUUGCUGAAUUAGAUUGCCUUGCUGUUCACUGAGCUCUUUAUGGUUCCAUAGAUUGCUGAGUUAGAUUGCCCUGCUGUUCACUGAGCUCUUUAUGGUUCCAUAGAUUGCUGAGUUAGAUUGCCCUGCUGUUCACUGAGCUCUUUAUGGUUCCAUAGAUUGCUGAGUCAGAUUGCCCUGCUGUUCACUGAGCUCUUUAUGGUUCCACAGAUUGUUGAGUUAGAUUGCCCUGCUGUUCACUGAGCUCUUUAUGGUUCCAUAGAUUGCUGAGUUAGACUGCUCUGCUGUCCACUUAUAGAGUUAUAGAUAUAUGUCUGUUUAGUUGACAGUUACAUGUGGAAGGCUCUGUCGAUCUAUCUCAAGUAGUGAGUAAUUAAACAAGUAAAAUGAAAAUUUCUGGAUAUACUGAGCUAAAUAGUUCUGUUUGAUGGCCCUAUCAUUCCAUGUUUGGUAAAUAGCCUGUU
Liolophura sinensis is the source of this 2968-nucleotide messenger RNA. Its product is annotated as protein RD3-like. The record is from RefSeq and is a predicted model, not a curated record. The transcript has a single exon. Bases 204 to 830 code for a protein of 208 amino acids. NCBI's taxonomy places the organism in Eukaryota, Metazoa, Mollusca, Polyplacophora, Chitonida, Chitonidae.